Pocillopora meandrina is the source of this 15717-nucleotide messenger RNA. The record is from the annotation of a GenBank genome assembly. NCBI's taxonomy places the organism in Eukaryota, Metazoa, Cnidaria, Anthozoa, Scleractinia, Pocilloporidae.
AUUUGAAGAAGUGUGUAAACUUAUGACGGCGCUUGGCUAUUCAAAUGAUUUACGGUAACGAUUAUCUUUUCUGUAGCAGAGCAGCUGGUCGUUUGGAUAGAAAAUGUCCCGAAGUGUUGUUUCCCCGGCCCAGGCACCAAUCGAAGUGCAGGAUGAUAGCGUUGCGACCACAUUAAAAGUGAUCAUGGAUGUAUUGAAGGUGAGAUAACUUAAAAAGCGAAAUUAAAAGUCCUACGAGACUUUUUAUCGCUUUAGUGGCAUCACGCUAAUUAUCACUGUCUUUGAAAAGCUUUAAUAACCUUAAACCUCUUUCCGUUUAUAGUUACAGAAAGAGCGGGAUAAACAGCUAAUUUUCGACGACAAAAGUUACCAUGUAAUGCGAUGUUCGAAGACUUACAAGUUUUGUGAAUUUCGCGUCACUUUCGUUUGAUCGAUCAAACCUUCAGGAAAGGCGAAGCGUCUUGUAUGCAUUCCAAUAUUGUUUGCAUUGCUCCAAAACAUCUACUGAUAGCAUCCAUCGAAGACGGGGGAUCAAAUUUUUUACGAUCUCUUUGUAGUAGAUUUUACACAUUUUUAAUGAAUUUUCCUCUCGAAUUGGUCGAAAGCAAUUGUGAAAAAAUAUUCACAUUUCGGGAAAGUAAGAAAUAUCAAAGUUAAUUUUAAAACCAGAGGGUUUAAUUAUAGUCAGGUAACCGUUGUUUAGCGGGUCUAUGUUUACAGAAAAACAGCUGUCUAGUUCGUGAAUGCAAAAAGUGGAAUUCAUUAUUAGUUAGCGCAAAAAAAUAAGUGCUUUUAAAUUUGUUUUACUUCUUGAAAGAUGAUCAUUAUCGUGAUGUAUUGUUAACAGAAAUGCUAUUGUGGCCCAUCUCUUAGUGAUAUGUUAAAUUAUCCUAAAAAGUCUGCUGAGGGAAUAAUGAAAAAGUCAAAGUUCAAAAUUGAAACAGCUUGUUGACAUGACAGUGAAACAGCUGAUGUAUCUUUCCAGAAAAAUAGAGGAAACUUCAACGUUUAUUCAUACACUCUGAAAAUGAUAAUUUUCUGAUCGAUUUAUUGAUCCAUAUAUUUUUUCCUGAUAGAGGAGUGCCUGCAGAAUUUUUUGAAAUUGGUGUUGAACAGCUAGGGUUAAAAAUUAUAUGAAGAGUUGCUUCCAUUUUAUUUUCUCUUCACUGCCAUAGUGGAAAGUUUUAACAGGGAGUUACAUUUAUUCUAAAUUGGUCUUCAGAGGGGAGAUCAGGGGAGGAGGGGGGGGGGGUUCAGGAUGCUAGCUGAGAAGGGGAACUUUGUAAUUCCCAUGUGAGUUCAACCUGAUUUUUCUUCUUUUAAGGAAGCAGGGUUCAGUUCAAAACUAGCUUCAGAUCUGCUUUAAAUUUCUUGUUUCUAAUGUUUACUUCAGGGAUGUUCUCAGGGUUUUUUAGUUUUUCUCUCUCAAAAAAAUGUACCUUGCAAAUUUUUUAUCAAACCUGAAACAUAAAUUUAAUUUACUUUAGAGGGUUGUGAUGCAAUUCAGUUCUUUGGUAUAGCUAAUAAUUGUGACAAAUAGAGUCAGAAAAGCAGAUUCCUUUAAGGACAUGGGUGUGAAGAGAGAAACAGUCUGUAAACAGAAGGGAUGAUUGAAUAAAGUCACUUUUGGGGCAUCUCAUUUUUUCAAUGGAUUUAUAUGAUCCUCCACUAACUGAAAAUCAAUGAUGAUUGGAAAAAUUCCCACUUGCUAUCCAGUAAUGAUGUCUAAAUGGAACAGUAAAUUGUGUUGGACUAGUUGAGAACAAAAAUUGAGGAGUACCUCUAAUGAUUGUUUGUUUGGUCAGAAACAGAAACUUUGGCUAAAUGAGAGGUGCUUGUAGAGAAAGAACAAUUUAGAAACAUCUUUGAUAAGAGGGCAGGGAGAAGAUAGGGGAUACCUAAUGGAACAUUUGAACGGUUGUCUUAAUGGUUUUGACAGAAUAUCUGGGUCUCAAUGGUAUGAUAUUGUCAUGGAAUUUGCAAAUAAAUAUAAUUUUGUUCUGUCUUUUGUUGUAAGACAACAAAUCUAUUUAUCCAUCCUCUAACUCCCAGAGAUGAUUGUUUCUUCUCCUCAUCAAUGCAUAAUCCAGCUAAAAACUUAUGAAACAUGGCACAUAUUUGCAUGUGCUCAAGCAUCCAAAGUGUUAAAAUCUAUACACAGUCUUCCUCAGGUUUUCAAACCUUUUUUACAUGAGCAUUUCACCUGAAACUGAGCAGAUUUCAUUCAUUGGUAUUUGUUGUUUCUUUUGCUGUUUAGUCUCAUGAAGGCUCCAUAAAAGAAUUAAGAAAUUUCUUGACUUCCCAUGGAAAAAGCCCUGCAGUAGUACCACCUCUUUUAAAUGUAAGUACUUGACUGUGGAAAAUUGGAGACACUGUGGCCCUUGUGGUUAGAUCACUGGCCUCCAUAUAGAAAGGAGCAGGUUCCAGCUCCCCAGAAGAAGGUUUUGUUAUUUUCUUGGGCUAGAUGUCCAACUCUCACAGUUACAUCCUCUGCCCAGUAACUUAAAUGGGAACUGUCAAUGAAACCUGGUGAGAUGCUGGGGAGAGUGGCAGGGGAGGUGGUAACCUGUAAUGGACUAGUAUCUCAUGGGGGAGGACGGAGAACAAUAAAAUUAUCGGUUGCUUCAUGCAAUUAGAACUGGGUUAUAUUCCUAGAAGGUGAUAAGUAUUAUGGAACAAAGCUUUUCUAACCUACCUGACUGCAGCACUACUUGUACGUCAAUGAUUGGAAUCUAUUUUUACUUGUGGGGCUUCACUGUCAGUCAAAAGUGCUAUCGUGAUCACAUAAUGACUAAAAAAACUGAAAGAAACAAUUGACCAAUAGGAUUACAAGACACCUACAGAAGAUUUCUUGUUUACAGUUUCAUAAUUUUCAGGCUCUCAUUUGCUUCUCCUCAGGAUAAAAGAUUCUGACAAGGGUCUGAGACUUUUUUUUUAUUAGUUUCAUAAGUUUGUCAGUGACUGGGGGUGGCACUUACUAUCUGGUGGCAAUCUUUUUGAUGAGAAGGAAGAAAAUUAUUUCAGAAUAAAUGAAGAAUUCUUGAAAUAUAGGGUGUUUCUAAUUUGAACUUUUAAACGUUUUUUACUCACUAACCCUAGAUAUAUGACAUGAAUGGAGAGGAGGAGCCAGUGAAAGAUUUACAUACAGAUGACAUACCAGACAACCAAUCAGAAGCCUCAUCAAUUAUGUCAAGCCGGACCGAGUAUCAUGAGCUACCAACAAGAUCCACUUUAAUUAACAGUACUGGUAUAUCUAGUGCUGCUAAUGGAAUGCUGCCACUUUCUGAUUUGAGUCAUCAAAGAACCAUAGGCAAGUACUUUGAAUGAUGAAAGCUUGUUGUGAUGGCUGACAAUUUUUAAUGAGUGAUAGCCUGUUCUUAUGAACCUUGCCAAAUAUUACAACAAGUAACACUAUCGGCAAGUAAAAAUUUGUGUAAAUAGUUGACCACCAGUCAGUCAAUGACAGCCUGACAUUCAAGCAAUGUCAUUAUGUCCAUGAAGUAAACUUGAAUGACUGUCAUAGACAGCUAUUGAGUGUCAGUUAACCAUUAGCAGAGAAGUUGAUUACUUAGUAUCUGUCAACUAUUAGUUCACUAUCAGUCCGCUUCGCCUGCCUGUGGAAUACAUGUUGCAAUGAUUCUAUAACCAAACCAAGGAUUAUAUUUUUAGUCAAUACUUGCAGUAAAUGUUACUGUCUUUAAAAUAUUAUAACAAAAAACUUACAUUUAUGAGACUAUGAAUGUGUCUGGAGUGUUGUUAAAUAUCCAAUAAGUAGCACCCAAGCUACAUCAAAGUUUUGCAUGGUUGAAAUGAUGGUCUGAUGCCCAUGUGGGGUCAGACAGUGACUGAACUUUACCAAACGGGACAUUUAUGAGACUCAGUAUUUAAAGUACGUAGGAUACUUUGUCUUCAGAAGGUUGAUCACAGCACCACCAUGACGGUGCUCAUUUUCAGUUUUGAGGGUAUUUUGUUUUAAUUAAAGUGACAUGUUGGAUCCUAAAUUUGACUCACAGUCUCCAGUCCAAAUGGUCUCACAAGUACCCCGGCAAAGCCCUACUCCUCCCCACAACAUUUUCCUCAAGCAAGAACUGCCUUAUUUGAACAGACACCAAAACUGGACCUUUCAGUUUCCACUGUGCACGCUGAUGAACAUCAAGGUUAGUUUUUCAUAUACAUAUAAUAUCUAACAAAUGAUAUGAUCGCUUGAAAAUGAUACUAUACAUUGAAAAUGAUUCAGUAUGUGUACUAACUAGAUGUGAAUAUGAGCACAUGAGUUGGACUUCAAGAGGAAGUGGAUGUGAAAACAAAAUGAUUUAAUAGUUAAGGGGUUUGUGGAAGUUACAGUAGGGUGUGUUCUUGACUUCUCACAACAAACGUUUGGAUAAUGCAUGGCCAUGAGCUCUGAGGAGAAAGUGUUUAAACUCCUCUUAAGUUACUCUAACACUCUUGGAUGGACUCUAGAGGGCUAAAGGAAAAGUAGCUUUCCCAAAGGGAAGGAAUACAGAGGCAGAACUCUGAACUCUAAACCUUACUCAUUAGCAAAUAUCAGAGUUUCCAGAGGAUGGACAAGAAUUGAAAGUGAUGGUGAUUGCAAAUCAUGAUCAUGAAAGAAAGAGAAUAAUGGGAAAACCAACUACCCUAAACCCUAACCAACUUAACCCUUUAACUCCCAAGAUCUCAUUAGUAAUUCUCCUUACAGUCUGCCAUAUAGUUCUCAUGAUGUUUGUUUGGAGAAUUUGGUAUUGGAUCAACUUACACUCCCUUAAUUUAUAUUUUUAUUUAUUCUCAUCACUUGUCUGCUUGAUACUGUAUUGAUAUUGUAAGGAGAAACUCUGUCUUGGUCACUCAUGGAAGUUAAAGCGUUGAAGACUUUUUGCUGAAAACUGCUUGUUAGGAUGUUUGUGUGUGGCCACCUUUGAGCCAAAUUGCUUCUAAGAUUUAUAUCAUAAAUGUUGCUGGAACAUAGAAAUAUAAGAUGCUUUUGUUGCUUUCUGUGCAAGAAUGUCAAACAUAAUUUUGGAAAUAAUUUUUACUCCAAUUAACGCUCACUCUGAAGCAGUAAUGGGUGUAAAAGGAAGUUUUCAAUCAAUUUUUCUACCAAAUCAAAGGUCCUACAGUUCAUGUUUUAUCACAAGCAACAAAUGGCAAUCAUUCAAGUUUAGUCAUCACCUGAAAGAUAAUUUCCUGCUGUAUAACAUAAGAGAAGUAGUUGAUACCCAGCUUCAGGUCAUUUUGGGAUUAUGGUGUAAUUGACAAAAGGGGUAACAUCACUCAAGGGUGGUGUGAGGGGAAAUGAUUACGUCAUGAGUGACAAAAAAGUUGCAUUACUCUGGAGUUUCAGAGAUUUAAAAAAAAACUAAUUCGUUUGUUUCUUUAUCACAGGGAAAAUCAGUUCAAAUUCCAGUCAGCCAUAUAAUCUACAUAUGCCACCAGUGAGGUCACAUAAGGGCUCUGAAUUGCACAAAUACAGUCCAUCACCGAGUUCCAGUUAUUCUGGUAAAGGAAACUUGAAAACGUUAUGCAUAAUUUUUACUGUAAGUACAAUUUUACCAUCAUUGAAUCAUUUAAAGGAGCCAGGUCCCUUUUUGUCACUUUUUCAGUUGUUGCGCUGAGUACAAAGAUUCAGUUGCUGGAAAAUCAAGGUUAGUGCAACAGUUCUAAAAUUUGAAGUGAAACGUAAACCCAGUGAUCUGCGAUAGAGCUUAAGGUUUGUAAUCAGAUGAUGGACAUUUAGUAACUUAGGACAGGCUCCCUGCUACUGAGGACGUGCCGUUAGCGGGUGGGCGGGGUUCUUUCUCUCACUCCACCUUGAUAUACCGCUCUUCCCUACAAAAGAAACGGACUGUGUGAAACUGGCUAGAGAUUUAUGGGAAAGGCUGCUUUGCAGCAAUGUUCAAUAGAGUGUUGAAGCAUAUCCCGGCAUGCUCUGAUUUCGCAUUACAUUGCAUCGUUCGAAUGCGCUGAAUUUGCUUUACACUGGUUUUACUCUUUGCUUUACUCUGUGAUUGUUUAAAAAAAACUCCUACCAUCCUGUCAACCAAUCAAUCAAAAUUUAAUAGUUUCCUUCGAUUGAGUGUCGUAAAACCAAAACCAAGGUAUGCACAGCAGUCAAUCAGAACAAGGGAAACACCGCAAGGAGCCCAUGAUAAUUCCAAGCAAAAACAAGCAAACUGCCGUGGUUGUCGUGGUUGCUUUUAGUUUUGCAUCUGAUUGGUCAAGAGGGUGGCGCAAGUUUUCUCGACCAAUCACAGAUAGCAAAAAUGCAGAAGAAUCCAGUUCUGGAUUACUUUCCACACCUAGUUGUAAAUUUGCUUUUAAAGCAAAAGGUGAAUGAGUGAGUGAAUUUCCUGCGCUUGAGGUGUACUUUGUCUUCGAGUUUUUCUGCGCUUAUUUUGCUAUUACUUUAUUUCCUGUCUUGCCUUUUUCACGAUUGCCCUUCCAGGGGUUUUGGUUCACGACACUCAAAAAAUGCUCUGUGUGAUGCGGUAACUUUGUUGCAUUCAGUGUUUAGGCUGGUGUGAUCAGAAAUUAUUGUGCGUUUUUAUUCCUUUAGUAUCGGAAUGGGGAGAUAUUAUUGAUGAAAUGUCAGACCGCAUGGCCAAUCAACCCUCCCUUAUUAGGAAGUUUGCAAAGGAAAGGUGAGAAAUCAUAAAUAAACGACAAAAGAUAUUUCAUUACAACAAAUUUAACAUCCUGAAAAAUUAUUACGAACGCAACAUUUAGAGACAUCUUAUCAAAGCUUAAAUACAAAUAAAUAAGAGUGGCCGAUUAGAACGACAGCGAAAACUACGUAGCAAAAACGCGAGGCUUCGAAAGAAACAGCCUCCAUUAGUUUUGGAGACCUAGAGAAAAACUACUCUUAGCUAGCGUUUGCUAUUGGGCGGCUCACAAAAACCUGUCAGAAAUCAACGGAAGAAAAUUGAUGUUGGAGAUAUAGUAUCUCAAAGGAAACAUAAUUUCUAUUUUAGUGGAUGUCUCUUCCUACAUAAUCUUCCGCUAUUUUUAACUUUAAUACACCGGGUUGAGUCGCUUCCGUUAAAUGGUUUUGUAAGAAUAAGCAAUAGUGUUCAGUGAUGUCGAUAUUGUAGUUAGGUUUGCGUAAUGCACACUUUCAAAGGGUAUCGUAAAUGUAGAGAAUUAAUACUACUUUUCCUUUACUCAAAAACUUGUUUGUUCGUUUUUUUUUUAUCUAUGUUAGUACGACAGACAAAGUCAGUUACCGCCAACACACCGAUGAUUUGGAAGAGCUUGAAAGAAAACUGGCUAAAAGAAUUGACGAUAAGGUGCAGUGUACUUGUACUGCAAAAAUUAUGAUUGAUGAGUGCUUCCAUUGUUUAAAUCCGAACUUUGGAAAUCCGCUGUGGUGUCGUACUUUGGUGACAGCGAAAUGUGGUCACAAAAAUUCUAACUUAGAGGUUUCAGUUUUUUAUUUUUUUAUUUUUAAUUUUUUGUUUGAAUUUGCACAUGCAGUAAUCUUCGUUUCCCUAAACGCCCAAACAGAAAUCAGGUAGGAAAAAGAGGUUUAUGUGCGUGGUUCUGAUAAGGUUCAACCGAGACAUUUUAAUAUCUGUUACAGCGCCAAAAGGCAUUAUUAUCACUGCUGAAAAGUCUUCAUUAUCGCUUUUUUCAGUUUGCAAGUCUUGAUCGAAAAAUUAUCGAGCUGUAUGACGACUUGAUGAGCCAAGUAUCCCAUACAUCAGCUUCAAAAGGUAAACAAGUAAAACCAGUUUUUAUUGCUGGCUCUUUCUCCACGUGUCUUUUCUCCGAGUUCAAGAGGCUUAUAUUUUAACCAUUCUACGUAAUAUUUAUUUUCUUUUUAUAAUCAGUCAUAUAACAGACGAAGAUAUUUUUUUAAGUUGUGGGCAAAUUUGGCUGAGUCGCGAAUUUACUUGUGAGCUUGAAACUGGUCUAUAUGUCAUUGCAAGUCAUGCAAUCUUUCCUAUUUGUAUUUCUUUGAGUGACUGAGAUAUGAAGUCCUCAUCGUAACGCAAAAGGGUCGCAGCUAUUUUGAUAAAAAAGGAAAAGAACUGAUGAGCCAACAACAACGGCCAGGUAAGCGGAAUCCGGCGGAAUACUGGGGAGAGUCUCUUACUAUAUGCGUCUGAAACCUCAGUUCCCUCUUACCCUUGAUUGGUUUAAACUCAAACUGGACGAAGAAACGCUCCUCGUUCUCAUUGAAAGCGAAUGCUUUCUUCCUUCAGACAUCUGAGAACGCUCUGUUGAUUAGACACUCCGUUUGUGGUGUAUACAGGUAAAAAUUAGUCGGCUUUGGCGUUCUUGGAUGAAAGUGUUAGCGGAAGUAAAAAUGUCUUUCCCCACAUGUCUUCAUUUCAGUUUCGGACGAGAAGAAGACAGGAAAACAAGAUUCCUUAGGGAAACUUCAUUCAAAUGUGGAUUCGCUCUCAGAACAGGUUGGGGAUUUAUCAAGAAAUUAACGACCAUAACUGAAUACAAAAACACAUUCCCACAAUUUGUUCUGUUUUUCUCUUCUUUUUCUUUAAUUUAUGUACAUAGCUCCUGUAUAUGAUGGAUAAGAUUCAAACUUGAUCAAAGAGCACUCUUGUUUGGCUUUAGGGCUUAAUGAGACGGUACAGGACAACCUAUGUACGCAGAUGACUCGUUCUUAGUUCUUCAUUUAUUCCUUGCAAUACGUUGAUUAUUAUCAUUUGUAUAAGGCCAUGCUCCUGAUCACCGAGAGUUCUUUUCAUGUGUACAGAAGAUCUGUUUUUUUCGGUUUAAAAGUAAUGGCGUUCUCCCUUACGAAUAAUGAUAUCGCUAGUGUACAUGCUACUGGAUUCGUCCAAUUUGCACCGUGCCCUGGCCGAAUAAAGUACUCAGUUUAUAUCAAACCAGUUUGUUGUCUUAAAUUAUAGAAGUCUGGAACUCUCUCUCAAAUAACUGAGUCAACUCUAUACAAAAGAAACAAGUUUGUACCAUUCCAUUUGUUUAAGUAAAAAUAUUACUGUUUCUUAAGAUGGGAAAUUCUCAUUGUUUUGUUUUCGUAGAAGUGAAAAGUGGUCAAGCCCUUUAUUUGAUAAACUAAGAUACUUUUUCUUUAAUUUCGACCAUUUAUCGGCUCUUUGGACACGGGAGACAUGGAACUGUGAUUUAUGGUAACUUGUCAGGUUAUUUGAAAUCACCUUAAGUUAAAGUGUUUUCUUUUUCUUUCUUAAAGUUUGCCAAACAAAAUGAAAAAGUUAAACACAUAGCGAAAGGUAAGUCUGAGGGGACGGUCUGGUGUAAGGUAGAAUUCCAAGACGAUAUUUAACGCUUAAAGAAUGUGACAGCAAGUCAUAAUCUCAAAAAAAAGCCGACAGGAGGUUUGGCGAAAUGAUGUUGGCAAAGUAAAACAAAAACCCCAAGUCUGCUAGUCAUCUCUACUUGUGGGUCACAACCUUACAUCACUAAGGUUAACGACCAUACAACUUUGAACGCUAAAUUUUAAAGGUUGACAGAUCGUGACGCAACCGCUUUCAAUUCGAGAGAAGGAAGAAGUAGUGUUCUGUUCAUCGAACUCUUUCAUGUAAACGCACCGGGUUACUUUUGACUGAAUCAGAAAUGUAGCCGUUGUUGAGAUCUACGCGGGAGGGUCUUUCAGGAUUAUUUUGAGGGUCACGAUAAUUCUCGUUGGGUUGCUUGUUUUUAUAACUUCUCUUCUUCACUGAUUUUCUUCCUCAGGAAUGUCAGAGUUGGACGGCAAAGUAGCUCACCUUAAACAGGACAUGUCGCUCUACAGACGUCAGGUGGACGGCAACAAACGAGGCGACGAUGAGGUGUGGUCAUCUGUUAAACCGAUAUUUUCUCGCUUCGAAAUUUCCAAUGAUCAUAUUUUAGUGUAGAUAUUUUACAGGGCUUAGCCGCCUAUGUGUUCUUGAAUGUUAAAGCAGCAUAACUACGUUGGCUCUUUAUUCUGUAGCUCGUGUCCUUGGUCGCAGAACAGCUUAUAGGGAAUGAGGACAUUACUGGAUGGAAAGUGGCACUGAAGGAGAUCCACGCAGCUCUCAAUAAACAGGUGAUUCAAGUUAAUGUUUCCCUGUAUAUGUGUGAUAUUGACCCGAGAAGAAGAGGAGUUUACUUCGUUUUGUUUUGGGUUUUUUUUUGUGUGUGUGCGGAGUCAGAGCGGGUAAUCCCGAAUGGUAAGGAUGAUCGAAGUAAAUCGUACAAUAUGAUAAGUUGCACAGGCGAGUCGCUCAGGUAACUAAUUAAAAGCAAGAGAAUAUAAACUGCAGUUUCUAGACUGUUGUUAAAAUACAGCUCUCGUUUUCUCUCGCCGGCUCGCGGAGUCAUCCAAAAAAAUGAAUUCAUCUUGGUAACUACGCUAAUUUAACAGCAUCUGGAGAUGGUCGUUAGUCUAAAUUGAAAAUAUUUCCCACACACAUUGAUAUUCUCCAUAACAUUAUUUUUGCUUUGUUCAUGAAGUCUGAAAUCAACACAUCAGUGCACCAUUCAUAUGCAACGCUCGACAAACGGACAGAGGCUAUCAGUCAGAAAGUCCAACUUCAUGGAAGGUAAGGUCACUUGGAAUUAAACAACACUGCAAGAUUGAUUCAUUCAUUACUUUGAAGAAGUAGGAGGGGACUCCUCUGGGGGAUUCUAAUGCUGAGAAUAUUUACUACAAUAGUACUGACCUUGAAUUAAAUAGUGAUCUCUGCAGUUAUGAACGCUACUUACGCAGUAGUAAAAAUAAAGUAUGAAAAAAAUUCAAGCCUGUACGGGAGUUGAACCCAUGACCUCAACGAUAUCGGUGUAGUGCUCUACCAACUGAACUAACAAGCCAACUUGGAGCUAAGCGCGCCAUGUAAACAUGUGAUUAGUUCCUCUGUACCACUAGAUAUCUUAUUUGCAUUUUAUUCUGAGAGCUGUGUAACGACCAAAAUUGUUAUUUUGCCCAAAAAUUUGUGAUGGUUCAAACUACUCACUUUCUCUGUUUUGUCGCGACCUUAUAGGACUUUUCUUUUGUUUCUCUCAAGCUACUCCUUCAUGAGAUCAGCUCUCUAUUUUGGUCCGGAGGCAAGAGGCCUUAUUUGGCUCACUAGGCCUUAUUCCCAAUGUUACCGACACCUUCCAUCUUAGAAAACGCAAGGUGUCUACGUGAAGGAAAAAAGUGAAAGAAACAUUUUGUAGUAAAAGCUCCGCACGGAUAAAAUGUUUUACAGAACAACUUAACAAAACUAUCAAAGGAAUAGGGACAGAGGAAAUGACAGCCACGAUUGUUCUCUGCUUAUUUGGUUUUGAUCAUAUUAUUUGGUUCAGAAAUUUACCUCAAAUGCCUUGGUAUUCAAAUAGUAUAACGUGGCUACAACUCCAGAGUAGUAGCAAUAACAGUUACAUUACCUGUUUUGAAAAAUUAUUGUGUGGAGUAAUGAAUUUCACGUGUGCAUUUAACCUUUUAACUCUCAGAUCAAAUUUGUAAUUUCCAUUACUGUCAACUAGACAAUUAUUAUAAUGUUAGUUCAGAGAGUCAACUAAUUAUCCUCAAAUUGAUAUUUUUCUUUAUUCUCAUCCCUUAUCUGGUUGAUAUUGUAUUGAUAUUGUAAGGAGAAAUUCUGUCUUGGUCACUCAUGGGAGUUAAAGGGUUAAAGAGAAGUCGUUGUGGAUUACAAAAACGCUUUAGAAUGAUGAAAAAGUUUUGGAUCAAGGCUAACAUGGCUGAGGGGUGCAGUAAAGGAAUUGGUAACAAAAUCCUUGAAUGAUCAUUAAUUUGUACCAUUCAAUGGUUGAUUUCAGGUGGCGCUGGAGCGGCGUGUCAAAUUUGUACCCAAGGGCACAUUCGUGUGUUGCAGAUCAACACACAGACGAUAUAAACUUUACUUCUCAGAUACACAACACUGAAUCACGGAGCUUGGUUUGGGAGAAAGGCAAAUCAUAUGUGGUAAUAACGACAGGAGGGUGUUACUGGUAAUUUUUUAUUUCAGUUUCUCUUUUGAUCUCAGUAGAAUCAUUAUACGACACUUUUUUAAUCAGGUGUGCCAUGGGUUGUUGGUCGGGGUUUCUGAGAAGAGGUGUAUACUACAUGCCUCUACUAAGAAGCCCCUACUAUAAUAUUACUUCAGGUUUGUGGCUUACAAUAGUCUUGCUUACACGCCGUUUCAACGUGAAAUUCCUCUCGGAAUUACCGUAAAAUCCCCAACACGUUGGAACGUGCAGCCUUUUAACUCUCAAAAUCUAGAAGGGUUUUCACCCUACAAAGAACCUUGAAUGGUUUUUGACCAGAAAAUUUGAUUUUACAUCAAAAAUUCAAACCUUCAAUUAUAAAUAACGUAAUUCUCAUUACCUUUUUGCUUGACAGCGUAUUAGUAUUGCAAGGAAGAUUACUAGCCGUUUUUGAUUGACUUAAUUCAUUUUUCACGAAAAAUCAAAUGGGUAGAAUACUAGAAUUUAAACUGUUCCUUCAUACAAAUUCAACUUUUCACUGCCUCAUGUAAGCAUCGUGUUUUAUCUUUCUAUCAGGCUCUCAGUGGGUGCCUUCUCCAAGAAGACGACAACACCACCCUCCCUACAAGUCACUAUUGAUGAAGAACCCGUCCCCCUGGUAGGUGAAAAUAUAACAUUGUUAAUCAACUGUUUCUUAUUAAACAGUUUUUCCUGUGAGUUUUCGGGAACUUUCAGUCCCAAGCAUUGGUUUUCAAUUCUGACUCGUAUCCAGUCGUCUCUUCUUGGUCCAUAUAAGCGUAAGAGUGAGACAAGGAGAUGGAAGGAACGAAGAGAACAAUGGGAUGGCAGCAGGAUAUAGGAAGAGUCACUUUCCUCUUUCCCCCAUCUGUCCCCGCAUACUUUCCUUAGAGGCGAGCUGGCGACAAAUAAACUCUUACCAUGAAUAGUCGAAAGAAGUAAAUUUUUGUGAAGAACUUGACUAGUUGUAGCCUUGGUCUUCAUCAAGGCAAACAAGAAAGUGGCAAGACAUUGUAGCACCACCUUCUCCGGCUAUUCUUUUCCGCGAUUCUCUUUUCCUUGCACAUGACAACCCUGAAAAGCAUUGUUGGUAGUUUUCAGGUCACGGUUCCUUGACCUCGGGAUUUCAGGGAAAUCCACGAAAACAUCACUGUAAGGAAGAGGCUUAGACUUAGGGGGUUUGAUUAAUUUAUUUUCUUUGCAACACUGAAUUUUAACUAUAACCUUCAUGAAAAACGAAUAGAAGAAUGAACUGACCCUAAUGAACGACAACAGCGAUGUAAACUCAACAAGGGCGAAUUCGAAGUGACCUUGCUAUUUUAUUCACGUGCAUGUCGAUAUUUUUCCCCGUUUAUUUGUCCUUCUGUCCAUAUUUAUUUGUUCCACUUAUCAAAAUUCAUUUAUUACCGGAUACCCAGAUUACCUUUCGAGAUUCUCACUUACAUUUCGUUCUUUUUCCGACAACCUUUCUGCAAACAGCUGUAAACACAGACGUGGAUGCAACCAACAACCCCUUCGACAAAACUUAAGCCCAUGCUUCAAACGUUGGUGGCAUCUCGACAAUUUUAAUGGUCUUUUUCUUCAGAAUUUACCCACAUCACUUUCAUCGUCAACUGCAGUGUAGCUUGUUUAGUUAAGUUUUUUUUCCUUCUGAAAAAAGUUUGAUCUUGUUAUGUGUUUCUGUUUUGUUUUGUUUUCUUUCCUGGUUUUUGAUGUUUUGGUAGAAUCUGGAUACAUAUACUUAUCCAGUUCACCUGUCAUGUCAUUUGCAGUUUAACAGUUCCGGUAAAUCACCAACUCAUCACAGAAUAAGUGUCAUUUCCUCUGCUCCAAAAUACCAACCUUCCGCGGCUAGAUUGAAAGGAGAAGGAACCGGUUCGUGGAGACCUGGUAAAUAACGGUGUUGUUGAGUAGAAUCUUCUCUGUUGACUGCCUCGGUAGAAAAUAAUUCUCAAUUGAGUGAGAAAAAUAAACCAGGACUGCAUCGUUGUUGUGCACACCUCAACCAAUGAGAUUCAAAACUGAGGCCAGAAGCGACACUGUCACACGCACUUUCCUUUACUUGCGGUUACAGUUACACUUACUGAAGUUUGAGCUCACAUUGGCUAUUCGUGAGGUUCAUCUUUGUUCUGAUUGAGCACUUUGAUCACUUUGACUUUCGUUUCCCGGCCCUCUUUCAGAAUGCGCUCCAAUCAGAAAUUCAAACAAAUCUUAGGCAUGAUGGCUUGUGUUAGCUUGUUUUGACGUGGUCAGUGUAUUUCAAUUUCUUUUCAUUGAUUCAUUCUUUUAAGGCUCUAUUCUCACGGGCGCAGUACUGAUUCCCGCUCAUAGUAGAAUAAGCAUCAGCCCAACAAGCACCGCACCAGGGACACGAUUGAGUGUGGAGGGAUACUUGGAGUUGUUAAAGAUGUACUAAAGAUACAAGACAUACUGAUCUUACAAUCUGGACACAACUGUUUUACUUAAAGAAACGAUGUGACUAUAUUUUGAUUCAUUUUGAGUCAUAAAAUCGUCUUUGAAUAGAUAGAAAUCGUGAAAUAAUCGUCAUAUGGGGUAGGUAAACAAUAGAGAGAAUAGGAAGAAUUCAAGAAUAAACUGAGCUUUAAGGAAGAUGGGCUACGAUAGAUUGGAUUCACACGGGUGACAUUCGAUGAACUUGUCUGAAAAUGCAAGCUACAUUAUGUCAAAAUGGAAAAACUCCCUUAAAAUCAGGUCCAAUUGCACUAGAAUCCCACUUUUUUAAACCUUCUGAAUAAGGAUAAAAGAAUUCGAUUUGAUCAUUUAUCUGUGCGAAAACAGCACUUGAACUUGAGGGAAGGAGAAGCGAAUUUUGGUUUGAAUUAUCGUACUGUUUGAGAAAAGGGCACUCUGAUGUAGUUUCAUUAUAAAAUUUUCGCAUCGUGCCUCUCUACAAGUGAAUGUAGAGUUCACGCAAAUUCCAAAACGACGUAGUCAACGCUCCGUUAACUUGAUCCGUCAAAACAAUAUGAUGCCCGGUAUUCAUGUUUUUGUUGAUGUUAACACAGAAAUUCCUCUUAGUCUCAUUAACUUGUAUUUCUUUUAACAUUUCAUUUCCCAUCCAAAGCUGUUGGAGAAUCUCAAACAUAUCAAGUAUAACCUCUCUUUUCCGUUGGUCAAAAGAGAUUUUAUUAUCCUUCUCUGUAGGAAUUAAGGCUGAUGUUACCAUACUUUCUUCAUUUCCUGUAGGUCAGAAGUUAUUGUUAAGCUUAGUUUGUCAGAACUGGCCAUGAAUGGAAUUGAUUGAUUAUAAAUACCAACAGAGAUGGCCCUUUCUUUGACAAGGGUCUGACCCCAAACAGCACUAAUAUUUCACUACAGAAUUUUCGCCAAACGAUUUGCAUAUUAAGUACCCAGUAUUGCAGCAAUGGUGCAAACUAAUUUAAAUUCUUCAGGAAUUGAAAUCACAUGAAAAAAGCACAUCUCACUCCACUCGUCAGGGGAGUCCAUCUGGAUUUCAUUUACAUCGUCAGAGAUCAGCUCUUUAGUUCGGCCAGACAUGAUGAGUGAAAAACACCCCAGGGUUGGACUAACUGUUCGAACAGGUCAACUACGGAGCAACUAGCUUUCAUUGCGCAUGCGCUAGCCUUCAUCCAGCGCCGAAGGGUCCACUGAAGGUCGCGCCAAGGGACGUCCUGAGUUAGCGCUUGAUAUUUAGAUAUAUGCGGACGAAUGGGUGGGCUUAAAAAAUAUUCGUGUAAAUAACUGAAAACGCAAAUUUGCGUUUUUCUUGCUUAUAGUUAAACGUAAACCAGAGAUUUAUUUCGUUAUAAGGAAAAUUUUAAAUUAACUAUAAUAUACAGUGCA